AUGUCGCUCCAGGACCCAUACCAUGCGGUACAGCAUGAAAUCCAAACCUCACUAGCGGCGGCUACGCAGCUGCGGUCGUCCUAUCUACGGAUACGGAAUAUGGCUAGAGAAGACAGCGAGGAACUCAGUUGGGCACGUAACGAGUUGAAAGCGACAUUAGCAGCGCUAGAAGCCGACCUAGAAGACCUAGAAGAGAGCGUCAAAAUCGUUGAAUCCACAGACGCACGGAUGUUCGGAUUGGACGAUGCAGAGGUUGCGACCCGACGUCAAUACGUGACACACGUACGGAAGGAGAUUGAGAACAUGAGAAACGAAGUAGACUCCAACGCGUCGACCAGCUCUUCGAAUGCUGCCCAGCAGCACCCGUUGGCAUCUGGUGCAGCAUCACCAACACAGGGCAAUUCAAGAAACGGGUUUUCUUCUCCCUAUAGGGAUGAUGAUCAAGCGGAGUGGGCCAGAGAGGAGCAGCAGAUUAUGCUCCGCGAACAGGACCAAACCAUCGACAGCAUUGCCGGGACACUCAAUACUAUCGCUCAACAAGCCAGUUUAAUGGGACAAGAAAUCUCGGAACACAACGAAAUGCUAGACGACCUGGAACAAAACGUGGACAGGACACAGGACAAGGUCAGCGAUGGGAUGCGCCGGUUACGCAAGUUCUUGCGCGACUCGGAGGAGAAAGGGAGCGGGUGGUGUAUCAUCUUCCUGAUAAUCGUGCUCAUGGCCCUUCUACUUGCCGUCAUUCUCGUCUGA
Molecule: messenger RNA, 750 nt
Organism: Coprinopsis cinerea okayama7#130
Lineage: Eukaryota; Fungi; Basidiomycota; Agaricomycetes; Agaricales; Psathyrellaceae
Exons: 6
Coding region: 1-750 (249 amino acids)
Biological process (GO): intracellular protein transport; Golgi to vacuole transport; vesicle fusion
Cellular component (GO): endomembrane system; SNARE complex; membrane
Molecular function (GO): SNAP receptor activity; SNARE binding
Source: RefSeq, a predicted model, not a curated record